Messenger RNA from Cylicocyclus nassatus, 2481 nucleotides. NCBI's taxonomy places the organism in Eukaryota, Metazoa, Nematoda, Chromadorea, Rhabditida, Strongylidae. The record is from the annotation of a GenBank genome assembly.
AGUUUCAGAAAUGGACGGCUUUAUGGUUGACAGGACUAACGAGGCGAGGAAUCGCGAAAUAAUCCAGCAGUAUCUCAAUAUCCUUGAUGACUCGGCUGAAGGGAAGAUCUACGUACAAAAGGUGGAAGAUAUGAUCAGCACCGAAAAUCCACGAUUAAUUGUGAAUCUCAACGAUGUUCGCAGGAAAUCUGCUGAACGAGCUUCAGGUCUCAUCCACAAUUUCGUCGAAGAAAUUUUGUGCCUGGAACAAGCGGCAAAGGAGAUCAUACAGCGAGCCAAUCCUGACUUUGUAAAAGCUCAUGAUGUUCAAGUUGGCUUCGAGGGCAGCUUCGGUGAUCGUCAUGUCAAUCCGAGGUCGCUGAAGGCUGACUUUCUCGGAAAUCUUGUGUGCUGCGAAGGGAUAGUCACAAAAUGCUCCGUGGUCCGACCUAAAGUCGUCAAAAGCGUCCAUUACUGUCCAGCUACUAAGAAAACACUUGAAAAACGAUACACUGAUCUAACUUCUUAUGAGUCUUUCCCAACAAGCAACGUUUAUCCAACAGAGGAUGAGAACAAAAAUCCAUUGGAAACCGAGUUUGGACUGAGUACUUACAAGGAUCAUCAGACGUUUUCCGUGCAAGAAUUGCCCGAAUGCGCUCCAGCAGGACAGCUUCCUCGGUCGGUGGACGUGAUUGCAGACAACGACCUGGCCGAUCUUGUGAACCCCGGUGAUCGAGUACGCAUCAUUGGACUCUACCGUGUUCUGCCAAAUAAGCAGAACGGAUACUCGAAUGGAUCAUUCAGGUCGAUUGUCAUUUCAAAUAACAUCCAACUUCUGUCUAAGGAGACCACCAUAGACUUUAACCCAGAAGAUGUCCGAAAUAUCCGUAAACUUAGCAAGAAGAAGGACGCGUUCGAGCUCAUCGCUCAUUCUCUCGCUCCAUCUAUUUGCGGUCACGAUGAAGUGAAGAAAGCUAUACUUUGUCUGUUACUCGGCGGAUGCGAGAAGAUUCUCGAAAACGGAAGUCGUCUUCGAGGAGAUAUCAAUGUUCUGUUGAUUGGAGAUCCUUCUGUGGCAAAAUCACAGCUUUUGAGAUAUGUGUUACAUACGGCACCAAGAGCUAUUGCGACCACUGGUCGUGGUUCUUCUGGAGUUGGUUUGACCGCCGCAGUGACUACGGAUUCUGAUACUGGAGAGAGGAGGCUUGAAGCUGGUGCUAUGGUCCUGGCUGAUAGAGGAGUCGUGUGCAUUGAUGAAUUCGAUAAGAUGUCUGACAUCGAUCGAACUGCUAUUCACGAAGUUAUGGAGCAAGGUCGUGUAACCAUAGCCAAGGCUGGCAUCCAUGCAAAACUCAAUGCACGAUGUUCUGUACUUGCUGCUGCUAAUCCAGUUUAUGGAAGGUAUGAUCCCUUCAAAACGCCUAUGGAGAACAUCAACAUGCAAGAUUCGCUUCUCUCACGUUUUGAUCUCAUUUUCGUUCUACUAGAUGAGCAUGACCCUGAUAGAGACAGUAAAGUGGCCAGCCAUGUUCUCAAGCUGCAUUGCUAUCGUGCUCCCGGAGAAGAAGAUGGUACUGUGCUUCCUAUGGGAUCUGCUGUUGACACUAUGAGUACAUUUGAUCUUGCUGGUUUUGAAAGAACUAGUGAGAUGUAUGAGAGGAAUUCUGAUUGGGUGGAUGACUCGCAAAAGAUAUUAUCUGUGGAGUUUGUUAGAAAAUACAUCCAUCUGGCACGUUCUAUGAAGCCGAAGUUGACCGAGUCGGCUACUGAAUACAUAUCCGACGUCUAUUCAGAAAUCAGAUCGUUUGAUAUCUCAAAGACUGAUAGGGAAAGGACCAUGCCCAUUACUGCUAGGCAGCUGGAAACACUGAUCCGUCUUGCUACUUCCAUAGCUAAGGUUAGGUUCUCGAAGACUGUUGACAGAGUGGAUGCUGAGAAGGCUUACAAUCUUCUGCAUUUUGCUUGCUUCAAAGAGAAGCCAAAAGCACGUCUUGACUUUGAAAACUUGAAGAAGAAAGGUGUCGAUCACAGGAGUGAUGAUGAGGAAGAAGAAGAGAUGGACCAGUCUACUGUUACAGCCCCGACUAGGCAAGAACGCAGUACUCGAAGACGGCCUCGUGAUGAGACUACCGAAAGCAUGGACACAACAGCCUCCGAACCGCAACAAGCAGCUAAAAGACCUCGCACAGAGACGGCAAGCAUUGAUGUUGGCAGGUACAAACUCUUCCGUUCAUAUGUUCGAAAAGUGUUUGAUGAAAUCGGCACUACUGAUGACAUGAUAGAUCUGGAAAGAGUCACUGAAGGAGUGCAAUCACAGGCCGGCACAAACCAGUUCACCGCUGGAGAGCUAGAAGCCGGAUACGAGCGCAUGGCUAGUGACAAUGCAAUCAUGAUUGCUGAUAACAAGAUCACACUUAUCUAACUUUUUACAUUGCUAGUGUGUACUUACGUAUCGAUCACACAUCCCAGUAAUUUUUUGCAAUGAUCUCAGAGUAUUUUUAA